AAUAAACCCAACUGUAUUAUUUUCAAAGAUGCAACAAUUUAUAUCCCAAGUAGAAGCAAUUAGGACUAAUAUUAUGCAAGUUUUCAAACAGAUUAAAUCCCUUGAUGAAGAGUCUUCUGAGAUAGUUAUUGACUUUUCAGGCAAAGACAAUAGCAUUAAGACAGUUAUAUUAGAAAAUCUGCUUAGAUUUCUAAAGAUUGCCCUUCAAUUUGAAAACCAAGCCAAACUCUAUAAUGUCGAUCAGGAAAUGUUAUCAAUAAUGGAAUCGAAAAAUAAGCUCAAUGUCCAAAAUCUCGAGAGCUGAGCAACAGAGUUAUCUCAGAAAUAUGAGGGAUCUCAGAAGGAAGUCCUUUCUCUCAAGAAUGAAAACUACACUUUAAAGUCAAAGCUUGAGACAUUAAAAUAAGGAGAUUAAACAGAACCGUUCCUCCCUUCUAAAGUCAAAUGCUGAGAAUGCUCAACAGAAGACAUUAGUUUCUACUACAAAUGAGACUAUCUCUAACAGCUCUUUUCUUUCAUCUCGGGCUGAAUCACAGAUGUUUAAGUACAAAUCUCGAGCAGACCAGAACUCAUCGAACAAAUCUGCAAUGAGGUAUACACACUCUAAGAAAGAGUCUAUAGAGUCUCCUAAGAAAGCGCCUCAGAAGCAUAACUUCCGAAGGAAAUGUAAAAAUGAGAAGGAAAUUAUGACAAAAACUCAGAAAAAUAUCUGUUACAAUCAAUUUACGAAGAACGUUAAGAACCUGCAAUCUUCAGAAUCAUUAAGAAGUCUCUCUAAGACUCUCAGAAGUAGGGAUGAACUUCAAAAGGCUGAUAAGAGCCCGAACAAGGCAAUAGAGAACUUCUCAAAGUAUAUCAAUCCUAAGAAAAAGUGUGAAAACAAGAAUAUCCAGAUCCAGCCACAUAAUAAGUACCAGAACAAGUCUAGAGAGGCAUUUGCAAUAAAGCUCAAAGGGAAGAUAAGCAAAGGAGGAUGUAUGCCCUCGUAUUCUCCUCUGAAGUCAGUUAAAAGCUCUAAGAACUUCAAAGCAGUCAAACCCAAAACUCCUCAAAAUGAGAAUGACCCUCAUCAGAAGUUAUACAAAAGGAAGGCUUCCUUCCAAGCAUUCAGCCAAAACCCUACUAAGAAGUCUGGAAGGAAUACUUACCAGUGUCUUAUCACAAGUAAGAGCUCAGCUCCAUUAGAGAAUAAGCCUUUAAGUCCAUCUCUUACGGCUCAGAACUUGUCGAACUAUAUAAAUAUUAGUCGAAACCAGGAAGUUUCUGGGAUAAAUUCCAGAAAGACCCAAUACUGAGAGAUCAAAAAAUAUUUCCAAGAGAAGAGAAAUGAGAGAAAAAUCAUCAAACAACAAAGAAGUGAAGGGAGAUGUUAAUUCAUUUUCAAUCAUUUCUGAGGAA
Molecule: messenger RNA, 1398 nt
Organism: Moneuplotes crassus
Lineage: Eukaryota; Ciliophora; Spirotrichea; Euplotida; Euplotidae
Source: the annotation of a GenBank genome assembly